AUUUUAAACAGCUUGAUCAGCUGUAUUCAUAUAAAAAUAAAUAAAUAUGGCCUUUAUAUUAACUGUUCUAUCUGAUACAAUUCGUCUUGCUCCUUGUACUUUUAGAAAACAGACAAUGACAGCACUUAAAGAUGAAAUUAAUCUAAAAUUUGCAAAUAAAGUAGUAAUACAUACGGGUCUGUGUAUCUGUUUAUUUGAUAUUCUUUAUUGUGGUAAAGCAUUAAUAAAAUAUGGAGAUGGAUGUGCGUAUAUUCCAGUUAAGUUCAGAUUAAUUGUAUUUCGCCCUUUUAUUGGUGAAGUUUUGACUGGAAAAAUACAAAGUUCUUAUCAUUCAGGCAUAAAAGUUUCAUUGGGUUUUUUUGAUGAUAUCUUUAUUCCAAAGGGUCUUUUAUGGAAAGAAAGUGAAUUUGAUAUUGAUGAACAACGUUGGAUUUGGCAUAGUGAUCAUGGAGAUCUCUUUUUAAAUACAGGAGAAACAAUUAGAUUUGUUAUAGAAAGCGAAACAUUUUCUAAUAUUAAUCCACAUGUGGCUCCAAACCAUACAUGUGAACAAGAACAUGUUCCAUAUACUUUGACGGCAUCAUGUAACAAAGAUGGGAUGGGAUCUAUUUCCUGGUGGAAAUAAAUAUUGCUAAUAAUGAAACUAUAUAUCAAUAAUAGUCUAUAAUAUA
Messenger RNA from Pneumocystis carinii B80, 671 nucleotides. Its product is annotated as DNA-directed RNA polymerase. The record is from RefSeq and is a predicted model, not a curated record. The transcript is spliced from 6 exons. The coding region runs from base 47 to 625 and encodes 192 amino acids. NCBI's taxonomy places the organism in Eukaryota, Fungi, Ascomycota, Pneumocystomycetes, Pneumocystales, Pneumocystaceae. Gene Ontology annotation, cellular component: RNA polymerase III complex. Gene Ontology annotation, biological process: transcription initiation at RNA polymerase III promoter; DNA-templated transcription.